CAGUCUAUUUUUGGAGGGUGGGGUCAGGUGCUGAAUGUUUUUGAAUCGCACUCCAGCCAGCACUACUCCUUCUCCCUCUCUUUUUAACCUCUAUCUGUGAGCUGUUCCAGUCUUGUCCACUUGGUAAUGACCCUGGAUAUGGACAACGUAGAGGUGUUUGAUGCUGGGGAGAAGGGCAGGGGUCUUAGGACCACCAAAGACCUUUGGGCUGGGGAGGUAGUGUUCGCUGAGCCCAGCUUCGCUGCAGUGGUCUUCGACAGUCUGUCUCAGCAGGUGUGCCAUAGCUGCUUCCGUCGCCAGGCCAACCUGCACCGCUGCGCCCAGUGUAAAUUCGCCCACUACUGUGACCGAACCUGCCAGACUGCAUGCUGGGAUGAGCACAAGCAGGAGUGUGCCGCCAUCAAGAAGUACGAAAAGGCUCCUAAUGAGAAUGUACGUCUUACUGCCCGUGUGCUGUGGCGCAUACAGAAGGACACAGGCAUCGUGUCGGACGGCCAGCUGACUUCUGUGGACCAGCUGGAGGACCACGUGGCCGACAUGCUCGCUGAUGACUUCAAAGAGCUCGAGAUCGACAUGCAAAACUUCCAGGACUACUGUCCCAAAACCAGGCAUGGCAAGGAGUACAUCUCACACAUCUUUGGCAUAAUCAAGUGUAAUGGCUUUACUCUGAGUGACCAGAGGGGUCUGCAGGCAGUGGGAGUGGGUCUGUUCCCUAACCUGUGUCUGGUCAACCACGACUGCUGGCCCAACUGUACUGUCAUCCUGAACCAUGGCAAUCAGUCAACUCUGAACGCAGCCUACCACUCUAAAAGGAGGAUUGAGCUGCGUGCGCUGAGUAAGAUUGCUGAGAACGAGGAGCUGACGGUCGGCUACGUGGACUUCCUGAAUGUGUCAACGGACCGCCAGCGCACCCUGAAGCAUCAGUACCACUUUGACUGUACCUGUCAAACCUGCAGCGAGCACCUCAAGGAUGACCUAAAGAUGGCUGCCAAGGAGACCGACGGAAACAAGCCCUCUGAUGAACUGGUAAAGGAGGUACAGGAGUUCAGUUUGGAGUGCUUGGCCAAGGUUGAGGCAGCUCGCACUGCUGGCAACUUCCAUGAGGUGGUGAAGCUGUGUCGUGAGUGUCUAGACAAACAGGAGCCCGUGUUGGGUAACACACACCUGUACCAUCUGCGUAUGCUGAGUACAGCCAGUGAGGUGCUGUCCUACCUGCAGUUCUUCUCAGAGGCUGCAGAAUACGCAGGCAGACUGGUGGAGGGCUACAUGAAGUUGUACCACCCAAAUAAUGCUUAUUUGGGCAUGGCCACCAUGCGGGCUGGUGUGACCCACUGGCACGCAGGGCUCAUCAAGGUUGCCCAUGAAAUGAUCUGCAAGGCCUACGCCAUCCUCAUGGUCACCCACGGACCCAACCAUGCCAUUACCAAGGACCUUGAGUCAAUGCGUAUGCAGACUGAGAUGGAGCUGAGGAUGUUCAAGCAGAAUGAGCAUUCUACCACGGCAUGAGAGGCUGCCCUGCAGAACAAGCCCAUGGCUGAAGCAAUCAGUGUUGAGGACAACAUAAAGGCCCUCAGCCACAAGCAAUGAGCUUCUGUAGACACAGCAUUUCAAGGGUAUGAGAGUAGUCACCAAAUCUACCCAGAAGUAUCACUGUUCUCACAUUGAAAGUGGGUUACACAAGUUUUGCAACAGCUAGAUAUUCUGUUGGAAUAUAUGUAGUUAAGUUCCUGCUUUUAACAUUGAGAUUUCCAUCUGUAUGAACUACAAUAUACAAGGAGGCCUCAUCUACAUCUGUAAGGCUCAAAGUACAUGUGAAUUCAUGAUUGCUCCCACCUUUAUGCUAGUAAACAUUGAAUCAGUGUACCAACCAUGUGCCUAAGUACCAUGUGAAAUAUUGAAUGUAAGAGGUAAUAAAAGUGAAAAUUGA
Salvelinus sp. IW2-2015 is the source of this 1927-nucleotide messenger RNA. Its product is annotated as histone-lysine N-methyltransferase SMYD1-like. Gene Ontology annotation, molecular function: protein binding. Gene Ontology annotation, cellular component: nucleus. The record is from RefSeq and is a predicted model, not a curated record. Lineage: Eukaryota; Metazoa; Chordata; Actinopteri; Salmoniformes; Salmonidae.